This is a messenger RNA of Morchella sextelata, 2499 nucleotides long. RefSeq lists its product as uncharacterized. The record is from RefSeq and is a predicted model, not a curated record. Gene Ontology annotation, biological process: DNA-templated transcription; regulation of DNA-templated transcription. Lineage: Eukaryota; Fungi; Ascomycota; Pezizomycetes; Pezizales; Morchellaceae. The coding region runs from base 1 to 2499 and encodes 832 amino acids. Gene Ontology annotation, molecular function: zinc ion binding; DNA binding; DNA-binding transcription factor activity, RNA polymerase II-specific. The transcript has 6 exons.
AUGAGCGCCCACACUGCAGCUUCAACUCAACACUCCCAUCACGACGAUAGCGAUGGCGCUAACAACUCGAAUUCCGGCAAGCAGGGCGAACGACACUCGGCGCGAAAUCCGGCCUGCGACUUGUGUCGCGAGAAGAAGGUACGAUGUGGCCGCGAGAAACCAACCUGCCAGAACUGCAUCGCAUGGAAGACGCCCUGCACAUAUUCCGAGCGACAGAAGCGCGAUAACGAAGCCUCCCGCAAUGCCCAACGUUUCGAAGAGGUCCACGACCGCCUCGACCGCAUCGAGUCCACCAUGAGCCGUCUCCUGACAGCUUUCGAAACCGCCCAGUCCCUCCGGACCCCCGCGCCCACGCCCCCAGUGUUCCGCCCGACACCCCUCCCUGGCCUGGGCGCAAGCUCCCCGAAUGACCCUGUCCGAAUCCGCCCCGGCGAGUACUCCCUGCGCCUGCCGAAACCGGCAGAUCCCCGGCGCGACAUGCAGUAUCUCGGCCCUUCGAGCAUGCUCGGAAUCUCGAUUGAGGCUGGGUCACUCGCCGAGGAAACGCUACGGCAAAAGUCGCCUGCAGCCGGCGGCGGCGGAGAGGGAGGCCAGGCGGAUGCGAUGGAGGAAAUGGCAGGGGGCGCAAAGAGUAGCGAGCAGGUUGAGACGAUUGGCGCGCUCAAGAAGCUGUCCAGUAUAUCGUCAAAUGUGGCGAGCUGGUUUCCUUAUUAUGGGCAUGCGGAGCUACGGCUGGGGGCGGGAGGGGCGAGUAUGGCGAUUCCUGAGAGGGAGGAGGCGGAGGCGCUGGCGAACGAAUACUUCCGCAAAGUCCACGUCUGGUUCCCUAUAUUCGACGAAGCCCGCUUCCUGGAGAAUAUGGCGAAAUACUAUGACGGCGACCCCAAGUUAUCAAACGACCGCGCAUGGCUUGUCUGCUUCAACAACGUCCUCCUCUUUGGAGUCUUCAACAGGACGACCUCGCGCCAGCCUGUCGAGCCCGGUAUCGGACGGAGUUUCUUCCUGAACGGGUGGGCGGCGAUUGAUGACCUCGAGGUCUUCCUCGCCCCAAGACUCACCAAUAUACAAGCACUGCUCACAGGCGCGGUCAUUGCCAUUGAAAUCUCGAGACCGGGUCUCUGCUGGUCGCUGUUAUCGCAAGCUGCAAGGCUCUCACAGGCGAUCGGGCUUCAUCGCCGCACACCGAGUAACACGCAGUACACAAAGUCAGAGCUCCAGGAGCGGCGAUGCAUCUUUUGGAAUGUCUAUGUGCUCGAUAAGUGUCUCUCGCUGACCUUUGGGCGCUCCACAUGUCUCCCGGACUUUGAUUGCGAUACGGAGCUGCCGGAGGACGACGGGACCAGCCCGUACUUUAAGAAUUUCCUCGCACUGAUCCAGCUGGCCAAGAUCCAGAGCAACAUCUACGUCCGCCUGUACUCUGCAUCCGCUGCGCGCAUGACCGACGAAGAGCGGGACAAUAACAUUGCUACUCUCGACCUCGAGCUGCGCAACUGGUGGGCGGAAAAGAAAGCCAUCUUCACGCCCGAAACCGGCGCCUCUGAAAAGCCACUUGAUGUAUUCUCGCGUCUCGAGCUGCGGUUCAGCUAUCUCUGUAGCUUGACACUAGUGCACCGCACUGCGCGCCCCGGAGCUGCGAGUGAGCGCGUGUGUCUUGAGAGCGCUCGAGAGAGUAUUGUCAUCAUUAACGAGGUUGUGGAAAGCAGCUUUGAUGUCGCCAACAGCGGGAUGAUCAUGUGGUUGUUCCAGUACUACCCGUUCACCGCCUUUUUUGUACUAUUCUCGGCCAUUAUCAGAAAUCCGUCUGCACCAACGUCAAGGGAGGUGGAUUUCCAGCUUAUGAAGGGCCUUGUGAGCUAUUUGGGGAGGAUGAAGGAGAAGAACGAGGGCGCGGCGAAGCUGCUGCAGAUUGCGUCGGCGUUUACGCAUGUGGCAGGGACGUUCCUGAAGAACUAUGGCAAAAUUGAGCAGCAGCGGGGCGGGGAACACGCCGGUAAGCGGCGGCGGAGAGAUACGGGGAGCGAAGGAGAGGAAGGUGGCGGGAUUACGCCCGAAGAAGGGUGGCUGCAGGAAGGGGGCAAUGACGGGCAUAAGGUCUUUGUGAGGGGAUAUGGGAAGGGAUUCUGGGGGACCACUGCGUUUCCACGGGACCAAGUGGAGCAGGUCUUCACGCCUGAGACUGCCAGCACUCUUGCUGCUUCUACUGGCACUGGUACAUCAACCACUGCCACGGGCACGGCGGCCCCGACACCGGCGGCUUGGGCGCCGGCGGGGGAGGUAGAUCUGCAUCCGGCGAGCUUCUUAAAGUGGCCGGGGGCGGAGGCGCCUCAUGGACAGCUGCCAAUGGAUAUGGGGGUUGAUGAUGCUGCUGCGUUUGAUAUGGACCUGACAGCGCUGAUGGAGGAGCCGGAGGGCUUCCAGAUGCAGAUGGAGCAGGCGGCAAUGAGGGGACCGCUAGAGUUUGAUUGGUUUAGUUGGGAGGGAUCUGCAGGUGGUGUUUAA